AUGGCCAUCAGAAAAUCAAAUUACAAGUUGCCACAAGUGACAAUACUAAAGCAAAUUAUGAAAAGGUGUUGGAGUUUAGGUAAGAAGCUGAACGGGUACAAGUACAACAACAAGGACUAUUCUCCAAUUGGCGUACCAAAAGGACAUUUUGUAGUUUACGUAGGAGAGAAUAGAACUCGAUACAUCAUACCUAUUUCUUUUUUAAGUCACCCAGAGUUUCAAUGCCUCCUUCGUUGCGCUGAGGAAGAAUUUGGCUUUGAUCACGACAAGGGCAUCACCAUUCCUUGUGAAGAAUUCAUUUUCCAAUCACUCACUUCCAUUAUCCACUAG
Messenger RNA from Solanum stenotomum, 330 nucleotides. RefSeq names its product auxin-responsive protein SAUR50-like. The record is from RefSeq and is a predicted model, not a curated record. The transcript has a single exon. Gene Ontology annotation, biological process: response to auxin. NCBI's taxonomy places the organism in Eukaryota, Viridiplantae, Streptophyta, Magnoliopsida, Solanales, Solanaceae. The coding region runs from base 1 to 330 and encodes 109 amino acids.